Messenger RNA from Amphibalanus amphitrite, 817 nucleotides. RefSeq names its product centromere protein S-like. The transcript is spliced from 2 exons. The record is from RefSeq and is a predicted model, not a curated record. Gene Ontology annotation, biological process: resolution of meiotic recombination intermediates; replication fork processing. Gene Ontology annotation, molecular function: protein heterodimerization activity; chromatin binding. Bases 135 to 575 code for a protein of 146 amino acids. Gene Ontology annotation, cellular component: Fanconi anaemia nuclear complex; FANCM-MHF complex. Lineage: Eukaryota; Metazoa; Arthropoda; Thecostraca; Balanomorpha; Balanidae.
GUUGGUGUAUUGAUAUAGGGCCUUGGUCAGUUGUCAAAGAGGGUGAGGCCAUGUCAGAUCCAUGAGACUGUAGUUUCAGAGUACAUACCUACCUUCCUAGUUCCUACUGCCCAGCUCUCUGACCAACUUAAGUGAUGCCUGAGGCAAGUCGAGAGGACGACUCCCCGCACGUGCAGCAGCUGCGCGCGGCGCUGCACUACGCCAUCGGCCGCAUCUGUGACGAGGUGGCCACCGAGCGGGGCACGCCGUUCCGGCGCACGGUGGUGGCCACGCUGACCGAGGCGGCGCUGUCGCAGGCGGCCGUGAUGGCGCGCGACCUGGAGCUGUUCGCGCAGCACGCGCGCCGCGCCGCCGUCUGCGCCGACGACGUGAAGCUGCUGGUGCGCCGCUCGCCGACGCUGUCGGCCCAGCUGCAGCGCGAGGCGCGCCGGCUCGCCGCGCACGCCAAGGUGGCCAAAGAGCGGCGGCGGGCGCAGCGCGGCAGGCGAGGGGCGCGCGGCGCCGGCCGGGGCGCCUCCGCUGCGGCAGAUCCGAGGACUGCGACUGACGCCGGUGAAGUGAUGGAACUGGAGUGAAAAUAUAAGCCCGAGAUGUGGUUACGCGGAUUCUGCGUGUGCGUAUCUUCGGAUAAAUCAUGGUGUGAUAAGGACUGUCGUGCCCGGGCUGAAGUGCGGACUGCAGGCGAAAUGUACACUGCGUUUGCGCUAUGGCUGAGCACAAUGGCUGUGAAGUGUACCAGUGAUCCGAAGUGCCCUAUGAACACUGUGAGCCGGGUCUAUGAUGUGAUGGCGCCUUCCAACAAACACCGCAUGGUGAU